GGAGGAGGAGCCGGGGCCGCGCCGUGCCCGGCGGCGGAAGGGUUAAACCGGGGAAGUGCCGCAGCUCCGGGGCGGCCCCGGCCCCCCCGUGCCCGUAGCCCGGCCAUGCCCGCCCGGCUCCCGCCGCUGCCAGCUCGCGCUGCGCUUUCUCCGGGGCCGGGCGGCGGCGGGCCCUGAGCGCUCGGCUCCCGGCGGCUCCCGGCGGCUCCCGGCGGCAGGCCCGGGCCCAGCCCGGCGCCCCCUCAGCGAGCUCCUUUCUGCCCCUAGACAAGCCCAGAGCGCUGCCAAAGAUGACCAAGGAAGAAGAUCUACCAGACUGGAACUCAUCCAAGGAGUUUUAUGAAAAAUAUGAGCCGAAGGAGGUUUUGGGCAGGGGGGUGAGCAGCGUGGUCCGGAGGUGCAUCCACAAAACCACGAGGCAGGAAUACGCCGUGAAGAUCAUCGACAUCACGGCGGGGAACAUCUCCCCCAAGGAGGUGCAGGAGCUGCGGGAAGCCACCACCAAGGAGAUCGACAUCCUCCGCAAGGUCUCGGGCCACCCCAACGUCAUCCAGCUGAAGGACAGCUAUGAAUCCAGCACCUUCUUCUUCUUGGUGUUUGACCUGAUGAAGAGAGGGGAGCUCUUUGACUACCUCACUGAGAAAGUCACCUUGAGCGAGAAAGAAACCAGGAAGAUCAUGCGAGCGCUGCUGGAAGUGAUCCAGUACCUGCACUCCAUCAACAUCGUCCACCGGGACCUGAAGCCGGAGAACAUCCUGCUGGAUGAUGACAUGAACAUCAAGCUGACAGAUUUUGGCUUCUCCUGCCAGCUGAAUGAGAAUGAGAAGCUCAAAGAGAUCUGUGGCACUCCUGGCUACCUGGCCCCCGAGAUCCUGCAGUGCUCCAUGGAUGAUGAGCACCAAGGCUAUGGGAAGGAGGUGGAUAUGUGGAGCACGGGGGUGAUCAUGUACACCCUGCUGGCCGGCUCGCCGCCCUUCUGGCACCGCAAGCAGAUGCUGAUGCUGCGCAUGAUCAUGAACGGCGAUUACCACUUCGGCUCCCCGGAGUGGGACGACCGCUCCGACACCGUCAAGGACCUAAUCUCGCGGUUCCUGGUGGUGGACCCGCGGCAGCGGUACACGGCGGGCGAGGCGCUGGCACACCCCUUCUUCCAGCAGUACGACGUGGAGGAGGUCCGGCACUUCAGCCCCUUCCGCAAGUUCAAGGUGAUCUGCCUGACCGUGCUGGCCUCGGUGAGGAUUUACUACCAGUACCGGCAGGCGAAGUCGGUGACGCGGGAGCUGGUGCUCAGGGACCCGUACGCGCUCAAGCCCGUCCGCAAGCUCAUCGACGCCUGCGCCUUCCGCACCUACCGCCACUGGGUGAAGAAGGGGGAGGCCCAGAACAGAGCUGCCCUCUUCGAGAACACCUGCAAGGCCAUCCUGCUCACCCUGGCAACCGAGGAGGGGCUGUUCUGAUCGCUGCCCCAGCCCUUGGUUUGGCUCACAGUAAGGCCAAAAGAGGUGGUUCAAACCCCCCAGAUCAACAUCUGAAAACAUCCCUGGAGGGAGGUUUGCAUCUGGUGGAGCUAACACCCCUCCAUGCCUGCUCUGGGAAAAGCUCAGAGCUUGUGCUACGUACGCUCCAGUCCUCCCCUGGCAGCAAAUUCCCACUCCUCCUCCGACGGGAGCCGCUUCCCUCUCCAGGCACAGAAGGCCUGAGCAUCGUUCCAGCUCACGUGCAGCACUGGGUAAUGCAGCCUGUCCUUGAUGCUGGAGCCAGGGCCGGAGGGCUGGGAGGGAUUGAAGCAGAUUUGAAUUCAUUUUACACAGUUUUUGUUACAAAGGGAGUAAGGGGUGGAAGAGAUGAAAAGAUGGAAAGUGGUUUUUCACGUUUUUGGUCAAUAAGGUUCAGCACACACAACACACGAGCUCCCAGCAUGGAGAGGAGUCACCACACCAGGAUUCUAUCACACCAGGAUUUUACCACACCAGGAUUUUAUCACACCAGGAUUUUACCACACCAGGAUUCUAUCACACCAGGAUUUUACCACACCAGGAUUUUACCACACCAAGGUUUUACCAUACCAGGGUUUUACCAUACCGGGAUUUUUCACACCAGGAUUUUAUCAUACCAGGAUUUUACUCACACCAGGAUUUUGGCACACCAGAAUUUCACUCACACCAGGAUUUUAUCACACCAGGAUUUUACCACAGCAGGAUUUUGGCACACCAGAGUUUUACUCACACCAGGAUUUUAUCACACUAGGGUUUUACCACACUGGGAUUUUUCACACCAGAAUUUUAUCACACUAGGGUUUUAUCACACCAGGUUUUUACCAUACCGUGAUUUUUCACACCAGGAUUUUACUACACCAAAAUUUUACCACACCAGGAUUAUAUCACACCAGAAUUUUUCCACACCGGGAUUUUUCACACCAGAAUUUUUCCACACCAGGAUUUUUCCACACCAGGAUUUUACUCACCUGUCUCCAAAAAGCCUUCUCAAUGGGCAGCCACCACGGGGCUGACUGGGGAAAGAAAUGACAGCAAGAUUAAAGGUGAACUGGUGACACCUGGGCUGGUGACACGGUCCCACAGCAGGGUGUGUUAGUCUGGGAAAUGCUGCAGUUGGAGCUGGGUUAUCACAGACAUUUGGGUGCUGCUUUCCCACAGAGCAGAGGCGUCUGCUUUUAAAAGUGAAAAUAGAUCAAGAGGCUCACGCUGUUCAUUUUUCUAUAUUAAAGUUAGAUUACUGAAGUA
This is a messenger RNA of Passer domesticus (house sparrow), 2741 nucleotides long. It is a transcript of the gene PHKG1, whose product is annotated as phosphorylase kinase catalytic subunit gamma 1. The transcript has 11 exons. The record is from RefSeq and is a predicted model, not a curated record. Gene Ontology annotation, cellular component: phosphorylase kinase complex. Bases 291 to 1457 code for a protein of 388 amino acids. Gene Ontology annotation, biological process: protein phosphorylation; glycogen biosynthetic process. Gene Ontology annotation, molecular function: ATP binding; phosphorylase kinase activity; calmodulin binding. Lineage: Eukaryota; Metazoa; Chordata; Aves; Passeriformes; Passeridae.